Messenger RNA from Ipomoea nil (Japanese morning glory), 2084 nucleotides. RefSeq names its product potassium channel KAT3-like. Lineage: Eukaryota; Viridiplantae; Streptophyta; Magnoliopsida; Solanales; Convolvulaceae. The transcript has 12 exons. Gene Ontology annotation, molecular function: voltage-gated potassium channel activity. The record is from RefSeq and is a predicted model, not a curated record. Gene Ontology annotation, biological process: transmembrane transport; potassium ion transport. Gene Ontology annotation, cellular component: membrane. The coding region runs from base 105 to 2027 and encodes 640 amino acids.
GUCUUCAUGCUAUAUAUUAUUCAUUAUUUCAUCGUCCCAAUGAACUAAUGAGACAACAAAUGUAAACGGAAGGUAAGCAAGAAGUUUCCGUUUUGAAUUGGAAGAUGGGCUCAUCGGAAGCACGAUCGCCGGUGCCGUUGUCGGAGGCGAGGUCUCCGAUGCCGUUGCUGUACCGGCGACGUUCCAGCGGCGAAAUAAGGAAUUUGGCCUCAGUUUCCAGCAGUCUCUUGCCGGCUUUUGGUACUGUAAUGGGUGAAGGAUCUGCUCAGCUCAGAGGAUUUGUCAUUGCUCCAUAUGAUCGUAGAUACAGGAUGUGGCAAGUAUUUCUAGUGAUCUUAGUGGUGUACUCAGCGUGGUCAUCCCCAUUCGAGCUCGCAUUUAGAAAGGUGGCAACCGGGUCUCUUCAACCUGUUGACUUGGUGGUGGAUGCUUUCUUUGGCAUUGAUAUUAUCCUCACUUUCUUUGUAGCUUACUUGGACAAAUCUACCUAUUUGCUUGUGGAUGAUCAUAAGAAAAUUGCUUUGAGGUAUGUCACACAUCUGGGUUUCCCAAUGGAUAUAGCUUCAACUCUUCCCUUCCAAACAAUAUAUCUCAUAAUCACCGGCAAAACUCGCCGUGGUGUGGUGUUCGGCUUUCUCAACUUGCUUCGGCUGUGGCGGCUCCGCCGCGUCAGUGCCUUCUUCUCAAGGCUAGAGAAGGACACCCGCUUCAGCUACUUCUGGACUAGAACCUUUAAGCUAAUAUGCGUGACUUUAUUCGCGGUCCACUCGGCAGGGUGCUUCUACUUCUGGCUUGCAACUCACUACCAUGAUUCAGACAGGACAUGGAUAGGAUCUAAGGUUCCAAAUUUUAAGGAUAGAAGUUUAUGGCUUGGUUACACUUACUCUACCUACUGGUCCAUUGUCACUCUAGCUACAGUUGGCUAUGGAGAUCUAUAUGCAGUGAAUACUGGAGAGAAGAUCUUCACCAUCUUCUACAUGCUCUUCAACAUUGGCCUCACAGCUUACUUGAUUGGAAACAUGACUAAUCUCAUUGUCCACAGUGCAGUGAGAACUUUCACCAUGAGAGAUGCGAUCAAUAAUACACUGCGAUACGCGAGCAAGAACCGACUUCCAGAAGGUUUGAAAGAGCAAAUGGUGGCUCAUGUGACACUGAAAUUUAAGACAGCAGAGUUGCAGCAACAAGUGCUGGAAGAUCUGCCCAAGGCUAUAAGAUCUGCCAUUGCUCAGCACCUGUUUUGUUCAACUAUUGAAAACACUUACCUCUUCAAGGGUGUCUCUGAGGACUUCAUCCUUCAGUUGGUAUGUGAACUAAAAGCAGAAUACUUUCCACCCAAAGUUGACAUCAUUAUCCAGAAUGAAAUACCAACAGAUUUCUAUGUCAUUGUAUCUGGUGAAGUGGAUGUUUUAGCAUACAUAAAUGGGACAGAACAGUUCCUGUCAAAACUGGGAGCUACACAAAUGGCUGGGGAAGUGGGUGUGAUCUUUAAUAUCCCACAGCCAUUCACAGUGAGAAGCAGGAGGCUUUCUCAGGUCAUCCGUAUCAGCCAUCACCAUUUCAAGCAAUUGCUGCAGCCCCUCACUGAAGAUGGCAAGAAAGUUCUUUCCAAUUUUUGUCAGCAUUUGAAGGGACUAAAAAAGGAGGAAUUGGAUGAGAUACCAAUUGUAACAGACUUGCUCGGUGACCCGAACGAAAACGAGGUUAGUGCAGAAGCUGAGGGACCAGAAAGCAAUAAUGGAGGACAGAACCAACAAGAAAACAUUGCAGGAAACCACACAACAUUUGCAUCGCCAUCAGGAACGAUGGUUCUGACACGAGUGAUAAUACAUGGGCAUCAUCCAAAUGAUGAUGAACUUAAAGAUGGAAGUAGAGGCAAGCUGAUCCACCUUCCUAAUUCAAUUCAAGAGCUUUUGAGUAUAGCAGAAAACAGGUUUGGGAAGAGAGGAAGUAAAGUUUUUAUGGGCAAUGGCUCUGAGGUUGAAGAUAUUGGUGCUUUACGAGAAAAUGAUCAUUUGUAUAUUUGUUGACUACUUUUACAGUUGGUAAAAACCAUCUUACAGUACUACCAGUUGCAUAAAUUCACC